AUGGCCGAUGAAGGUCGCGCAAGACCUCGUUACACACACCCUCGGCAACACGCACGACCUGCUUCUCAUAGCGGACAACCAGCAUCACAGCAACAACAGCGCGGAGAUAUACAUGGACCCUCACCGCGCUCACUCAGACCCGUCUCGUCGAGUCUAGCAGCUGCUGCACCACCCCCACGACUCAAUAUCCAGACGGCAAUUCCAGCUGCUCAGCAACAAGAGUAUGGUCAUGCACCUGGCUUGCCCCCCUUUGGCGAUUCAAUGACGGAGCCUCUUACUGCUGGUGGAACAGGUGGACCGAGCGUCAGUCUACUCAUCAUGAAUUUACCCUUUCGCGUCCGUUGGCAAGAUCUUAAGGAUCUAUGCAGACAAGCAUGCGACAUUGAACGUGCAGAUGUGGCGCUUGAACUCGAUGGUCGGUCUCGUGGCUUUGGUGAGAUUGUUGUUGCGAAUCGGCAGGAUGCGCAAAAGCUGUUUCGCAUGUUUGAUGGGUAUGAGUGGAUGAAUCGCAAGUUGAGCGUGAUUGUCAUGGAACCGACACAGCAGCAGCAACAGGUUGUUGGGCCGCCUGGUGGGAUGAUGGGGCCGUCUGGCGAUACACAAAGCUUACAAGGUAUGAUGUCUGGCAUGUCGCUCUCUCAACCCACAGCGCCGCCACCCCUUGGCUAUAGUAUGCAGCCACCUACAGAUGAGCGUCUUGUGUUUGUUGGCAACUUGCCUUUCCAUCUACAGUGGCAAGACCUCAAAGACAUGCUUCGACCCGCUGGCCGCAUCACGCGUGUUGAAAUCUCCACCUCCAGAGAAGGUCGUAGUAGAGGCUGGGGAACGGCGUUAUUCGCAACGGAGCAAGAAGCACAGAUGGCUGUACAGAUGUUUGAUCGAACAGAAGUCGAAGGUCGUAUCAUCAAGGUACGCAAGGAUAAACUCGGCGCUCAGGCGAAUCCAAAUUUCACUACUGCAACGCCAGCUGGUCCAGUGACUGGGUAUACGCCACCCGGGGAGCCCAUCUCUCGCAGUGUAGGGGUGACGCCUAUUCCGAAAUUAGCAUUCGCAGUACCACCACGCAGUGCAUCCAUGAACAUGUUGGCGCCACCCACGCCAACAAGUCCCAUGAUGUUUACUGCGCCAAGGCGUGCAUUCACCGCUGAACAAGAAAGACGACGUCAAGCGGGGGAAUUGCAGGGACUCAUGCAACAGCAGCAAGUUUUGGGACCUUCUAGAUUGUCUCAGGCGUAUGCAUUGCCACUUGCAACACCUGUUGGUGUGACCUGGGACGGUGGAUCAACGACAUGGCAAGCGCCUAACCCAUAUCCGUCGCCGUUGCCAGGCUAUGCACGUCAAGAACAGUCUGGGUAUCCAUCAAUGCCUCUGCAGCAGCAACAACAACAGCAACAGCAACAGCAAUUACCACCAGUAGGACAAGAACGGGCAGGUACGCAACGACUACCAGAACCCACGACACAGUCUACCAUUGGCGAUGGUAGCAGACACCAGCGUCAGUCGUCCAAUUCGGUGGCCGAUAUCUGGCAACGCUGA
Protomyces lactucae-debilis is the source of this 1536-nucleotide messenger RNA. RefSeq lists its product as uncharacterized. Gene Ontology annotation, cellular component: post-mRNA release spliceosomal complex; nucleus; cytoplasm. The record is from RefSeq and is a predicted model, not a curated record. The transcript has a single exon. Gene Ontology annotation, molecular function: mRNA binding. NCBI's taxonomy places the organism in Eukaryota, Fungi, Ascomycota, Taphrinomycetes, Taphrinales, Protomycetaceae. Gene Ontology annotation, biological process: regulation of mRNA stability involved in response to oxidative stress. Bases 1 to 1536 code for a protein of 511 amino acids.